Molecule: messenger RNA, 3065 nt
Organism: Cyprinus carpio (common carp)
Lineage: Eukaryota; Metazoa; Chordata; Actinopteri; Cypriniformes; Cyprinidae
Product: signal recognition particle receptor subunit alpha-like
Biological process (GO): SRP-dependent cotranslational protein targeting to membrane
Cellular component (GO): signal recognition particle receptor complex; endoplasmic reticulum membrane
Molecular function (GO): GTP binding; ATP hydrolysis activity; GTPase activity
Source: RefSeq, a predicted model, not a curated record
UGAGUCUUGAUUGUGACGGCUGGCAGCGCUGCGCACAUUAACUCGAGCGCAGGCCAACUUUGGAACACUUAUUUAUUUUUUUACUCGUUUUUUGUUAAGCGGUGUUUGUUCUGUUCCUCGUAGUAUUGGGUUCGUUGGUGACUGGCAGAGAUGCUGGACUUCUUCGCCAUCUUCAGUAAAGGGGGGAUCGUGUUGUGGUGUUUCCAGGGGGCCGGAGUGACCGAAUCGUUCACCGGGCCCGUUAACGCUCUCAUCCGCUCCGUCAUCCUGCAGGAGAGGAGUGGGAAUAACUCCUUCACCCACAAUGCCCUCAGUCUUAAAUACAAGCUGGACAAUGAGUUUGAGCUUGUGUUUGUGGUGGGUUUUCAAAAGAUCCUGACGCUGACGUAUGUGGACAAGUUCAUAGAUGACGUCCAGCUGCACUUCAGAGAUCGAUACAAGAAUGAACUGGAGCAGAGAGGCGCACUAAAGUUUCUGCUCAAUAAUUUUGAGUUCGGAGAUGACUUCCACAGACUUAUGCGGGAGGCGGAGGUCAGCAGCAAAGCCAAGGCCCCCGUCUCCAUGAGGAAUUUCAAUGAGUCUGAGAAAUCCAAGAAAACUGUGAAGUCUAUGAUUGAGACAAAAGAUGGAGACAAAACCAAGGAGCAAGGAGGCAAGAAAAGUAAAAAUGCCAAAAAGGAAGCUGAAUCAGGAGGGGAUCAGGCUAAAGCUGCCUCACAGACUGCCUCAAAAAAAGCUGUGGAGAAUGGAAACGAGGGCCUGACCCAAGAGGAGAUUAUCGAGAGGAACCGUGCCAAGUUCAUCAGCAAGCAGUUGGGUGGCGGAAAGGCAGAGAAGCCCAGUAAGUCCCCUAAACCCCAGAAGCCAAAAGGGAAGGCAAACCGGGUGUGGGAUAUGAGCGGGAAGAGCAUUGGAGAGCUGGACUACAGUGGAGCCAAUGGUAACAACUCCAGUGACGCACAGAACCAAGACCCUGAUGCUAUCGCUGAACCGCUGAUCCAGGUGGAUUCAAUGAAAGGGGACCUGCGAGGUGUCGAUUAUGAGUCCUCGGAUGAUGAGGAUGAAGUAGUGCAAGAAGAGGAGAGAGUUGUGGUGGCAAAUACUAAGAAAGGAGCCAAAAAGGGUGGUUUCGGGGGAAUGUUUGGGAUGCUGAAAGGCCUGGUGGGAUCUAAGAAUCUGACUCAGGAGGACAUGGAGCCAGUUCUGGACAAGAUGAAAGAUCACCUCAUUGCAAAGAAUGUAGCAGCUGAAAUCGCCUCCCAGCUCUGUGUCUCUGUGGCCAAGAAACUGGAAGGCAAAGUCAUGGGCACUUUCACCACUGUGGCCUCUACAGUAAAGCAGGCUCUGCAGGACUCUCUGGUGCAGAUCCUGCAGCCCAAGCGGCGUGUAGACAUCUUGAGGGACGUGCUAGAGGCUCGUUCUCAGCGCAAACCCUUCGUCAUCACCUUCUGUGGGGUGAACGGCGUCGGCAAGUCCACCAACCUCGCCAAGAUCUCCUAUUGGCUGAUCGAGAAUGGCUUCACGGUGCUCAUCGCGGCCUGUGACACGUUCCGUGCGGGAGCCGUGGAGCAGCUGAGGACUCAUCAGCGGCGUCUGAACUCUCUACACCCGCCUGAGAAGCACGGGGGACGGCCCGCCGUACAGCUCUUCGAGAAGGGCUAUGGCAAGGAUGCUGCUGGGAUCGCCAUGGAGGCUAUCGCCUUUGCUCGUAACCAGGUCUUUGACGUGGUGCUGAUCGAUACCGCCGGCCGUAUGCAGGAUAACGCUCCUCUGAUGACGGCUCUGGCGAAGCUGAUCGCGGUCAACACCCCGGACCUGGUGCUGUUUGUGGGAGAAGCGCUGGUGGGAAACGAGGCUGUGGAUCAGCUGGUUAAAUUUAAUCAAGCACUGGCUGAUCAUUCCAGGACUGACAAACCCAGGCUCAUCGAUGGCAUCGUUCUCACCAAAUUUGACACCAUUGAUGAUAAGGUGGGCGCUGCUAUCUCCAUGACCUACAUCACAGGUCAGCCCAUCGUGUUUGUGGGCACCGGGCAGACCUACAGUGACCUGCGCAGCCUCAACGCUAGGGCUGUGGUCAGCGCGCUCAUGAAGGCCUGAGAUACGAGACCUGCCUCACGGUUCCGCUACAGCUAGAUACGAGACCCUGUGACCCUCUCAGCUUCCUGUGAAUGCAUACAUUGCCUACGUGUUGAAAUGAUAGGUGUUUUUUUGCUUUCUUACAGGUUUAACUGAAAUUCAGUUCAUAUUUAGGAAACUACUUGUGUUUUGUUCCAGGAAAAAAAAAAAGUGUUUCGGUUUAAUGAGUGGAAGGAAUAUCAUUUGACUUGAUCUCACCUCAGCAACCAUUUUUUGAGUGACAUGCAACACAGCCAAUCAGACACCAGUGCUUUGGUUUUCAUUUAAAUAAUGAGAUAAUGGAAAGUAUUUUUGCACUUUUCUGCAUCUGUUCUCUGCGAUCAAGUGUUCUUGUACUCUCUGCCCACCAAAAAAGAUGGACUGAGGUGUUAUUCCAAGGUUAUAAGAGAGAUAAUAUAUUCUAAAUGUAUUUUGUCUACUUUUUAUUUGAUUUAUGCAGGUACAUUCAGAUGAUGCCCACAACCCAAACUGUCUCAUUAAAUCACUACCAUAGUGCCUCAGCUCAUUACUUCAGCUGUUGAUCCCAAAACUGUUCUGUACAAACGCUGCCUUUUCUCAUUCUUCCUUUUAUACUCAGGCUUUUCAUGUCUCUGGAUGUGAAAGGUAUUAAAAGGUAUUGUAAGGUUUGGUGCUUGAGGUUUGAAGGCGCCUCAGCAGAAAGUUCUAAAAUGCUGCGUAUACCAAACUAUCUGAAGCCCUACGAAGUUUUACAUAUUUGUUUUAAUUCAUUAGUGACUGUACUGCCAUUUUCUUUUCUUUCAGAUCCCUUCAUCCUUUUAUUUUAGAACAAAGUCAGGUCUUAAUUCUCCUUCACCUCAUGUUAAUUUGCGCUAGCACACUGGCAAGACUGGAGAGCUUCAUAGAGAAGAUUUGUUGUACUUUGAGAAUGUGUAAUAUUUCUUAAAUAAAGCUGCUAUAAUAGCUUGUAA